Symsagittifera roscoffensis is the source of this 3949-nucleotide messenger RNA. Its product is annotated as cholecystokinin receptor type A-like. The record is from RefSeq and is a predicted model, not a curated record. NCBI's taxonomy places the organism in Eukaryota, Metazoa, Xenacoelomorpha, Acoela, Convolutidae. The transcript is spliced from 5 exons. Gene Ontology annotation, cellular component: membrane. Bases 1723 to 2997 code for a protein of 424 amino acids. Gene Ontology annotation, biological process: G protein-coupled receptor signaling pathway. Gene Ontology annotation, molecular function: G protein-coupled receptor activity.
CAUAUCAGCUAAUGAAAACCAGCCACACAAUGACCCUCAGAUAAGUCGCGUUGUUUUCUUGAUUUAAGUAGCCCAAAACUAUCGCCCAAAGCAAGUAUGGUUUGCUUAUCUGGUUCUGACAACGGAGUUCAGCCCUUUUGGACCAAUCUUUGAAUUCAAAAUCGGCUGACCCCCAUACUUCGGGAGAAAGGAUUGACAAUGAAACUAUACCAUGACAACCGAUGAUGUUGGAAGAGCUUCGACGGAUAGCUGCAGUUAAGAGGUAAAGCGAUGCGUAGAGAAUGGAUUGACUGACGCGACUAAAACAAUUGAGUCUUCCAAAAUUUAAGAUCUCAAGUUAUUCGUAAAUUUCUUAAAUUAUUCUUACUCCUAUGUUUUGGUUCAAAUCUCUUCUGGUUAGUAAUUUACGCUGUUUACUUUCUGAUUACCAUAAAAAUAUAUAAAAUUGGUUUAUGGUACACUUGUUGUUAGUGAUCGAUACCACAGCGCUUAUCUGCCCAGGGGAGUUCCAAGUUUGUUUUUCAUAUUUAGAUUUGAAUAGGUUAUCAUUUAGUUUACUUUUAUUAUUGAUUUUGCAAGUGCCUAUGCCAGUGUCUACAACCAUCGGAUGAUGGCUCUAUCCGUUGCUAAAAAACAGGAGAGAAAAUAAAAUCAAUCCAAUUCACCACUUAUCUUUCAACACAUUCCAAUCUGACCCAAGGUUCCAAAAGCAUCACUCAAGUCAGUUGUGUAAGUAUCAGUUUUAACCUUAGACUUAGACGUAGUUUAUGGUUCUUCUAAAUUCAGACUAGAUAUAUCCUUGGCGUUUUAACUUUUAUCACUUUGACAUUAAAGAUAUUAUUACAUCAAGAGAUAACCCACUCUACUUCCCCAUCCGCCAUCUCAUAGUUUAUAGUUUGCUUCUUGAAUUACAGCUUUUCUUCCGGGCCCUUGAUUUCCUCUACUUUUCCAAGUUUUCCCUCUAAUCCCGGGGUCUGAUUAUAUAACUGAUGACAUCUUCUGAAAAUUAAUUAUUUCCUUAUUUAUCUUUUUUUUAGAUUUUCAAAGUGCUAAUAUAAUUAUCUAAAAAUAACUGAAACAAAAUUGUCAGAUGAAAUAAUUUUUGAAAAAAUAUGUCAUUGCCUUGAAGUUUGCUAAAUUUCCGUAAUUGUUUCGUUUUCUUUGAGGAGAUGCUGUGAUUGGCCAACUUUGAAGUAAUCAGUUUAACAAAUCUGACUUUCAAUUUUCUCACUGCAACCUAUGAAUUUACCUCCUAAGCAAAGCAAAUAUGUUUCCUCAACUAUACUUUUACUGAUUUUAAAUUAUUUUUAUUUAUUUAACCUGCAACGAAAUCAAGAAAAAUUAUUAGCAAAUACUUCUAUUUUCGAUAAUCAUCACUUCACAAUUUGCCCUGGUGGUGAAUAUUUUUUGGUUUCCAUUAUUAAAUUAUCAAGUUAGCUAGUUACUUGUUUUGCUAACUUCUGAUUAUCAGUCUCUAAUACAAAGCUCUAGUUUUAACUUCCGCAAUUUCGCUGCUUGUUCAUUUCAGUUCAAAAGAAAACUCAUUUAAGUUUCUAUAUCAAAGCACUUCACUUAAAAUCGGCAAUUUUUCCCCGGUUUAUGUCAGACGUUUUUAUUGGUAGUCAUUAUAAAUUUUCAUCGCAUACUUGAAAAAUUCAUUUUUUGCUCUUUUUUAUUUCUCUCCUCAUUUUAUGUAGUCUCAGAAUACCAAUCAAAUUAGUCAUGAAUAAUGUAUCAGAAAAUUUUAAUGUAAAUGUUGACAACGGAAGCGAAGUGGAUUUGAAAAUGCCAGGAAAAGUGACAAAAGUUCAGAACUUAUCGAAAAAUUCGACCUUUAACGAAUCAUUUGAGGAUGCAGCUAUGGAGUUUAUUAUUACGGACCCCAUAGUUUAUGCCCUGUUUAGCGUUCUGACAGUUAUCGGCUCAUUUAUAAUCGUGUGGUUGUUUGUAACAACUAAAAAAUUGAGAUCGAUUACUGGUUAUUUGAUGGUUUCGAUAACCGUUAUUGACACGUGUACUGCGUUGUUCAUUUUGGCCCCUUCGGUUUACACGACUAUCGCGAGACGAGUGCCAUGGGAACACACGACACUAUGUUCACUCCAGGCCUACUCUAACAUGUUUCUGCAGAACUUCAAAGCGUGUCUCAUAAUGCUGUGUGCAUUGGAUCGAUGCUACUCCCUGCUCAGGCCUUUUGCAUACCUGCGACAGGUCACAAAAAGAGUGCUGCUGAUUUCGAUCAUUCUCAUCACACAUUUCGCCCUCAUCAUGCCCGUGUACCUAUGGGGGUACUGUGGGUGGGAGGGGUCCCCUGAUGGCUCCCCCAUGUGCUGGCCCACACUUCAGGACAAAAGGUCAAAAUACAUUUACUGGAUCUCAAUCGCACUGGACCUUAUUUGUCCGGGCAUUGUAGUUGUCGUGUGCUACGGGCUGAUUGUCGUGAUUGUGGUGAAGCAACGGAAAGCGAUUCAAGAACAGAAACAAAUGAUGACGUUGUCAACCUUUUCAACGAGAUGCAACGACUCGACGAACAGAAUGACAACGUCUCAUGCAACCGAGCAGGACUCGGAUCCGAACGGCAACACUCGGGUCGAUUUUAUGAACUCGUCGCCGAAUGAACAAAAUUGCGACGAUAAACAACCGGACAACAAGAUCUCUUCUACUAUCAACGCUAUUAAGAGUCACAAUAUAGCGAAUGCGGGAUUAGACUGGAUUCAACAUUUGGCAGCUUGUAAAAUGCUGUUUUUGGUGACCGUUUUGUACUUUUUGACGCACGUUCCGAUUUACAUAGCCGAUCAUUUCUUUGUGUCGAGCGAUGUUCUGAUGACCCUAUGCAACUAUCUCGCGUAUUUGAGUACGUGGACAAACGUGUUCAUUUAUUAUAACACGGACAGCUUUUUCAAAAAUGCAGCCAAUGCCAUGUAUAAAACAGCUGCCAUGCCUCACACUGUUAAACUGGACAACACAAGACGGGCUACUUCAAUGUCGACGGCGCUAUAACCUACCCAAACCCCAAAAAAUUCGCACGCAGAUGAGAGAAGGAAAAAAGAGCCGGCCUCCUGAUUAGAUUGUUUGCAGCUCAAAAGCGCACCUGUAUAAUACUGACAAACUCUUAACCUACCCACCCCGUCGUCUUGCUUCUUCAUAGAAGGAUUUGCGUGAAAAACUAUGUUGUUCUUCCCAAGAUAAAAACUGCAUCUUAUCAACCCAAAAAUCAUGUCCAUUAACGAAACAAUCGCUUUGUAUGAAUAGACAUUGUCUAUCAUGCAUUUAUGUGUACGCGAAUAUUGAUUUAUCAAUUUACCAAAGAAACUGACGUCAAACAAAAUUUGACUGCCAUUCAAAAUGAGCAGAAAGAAAUGAAAAUCAAGAAAAGAUAUUUAGGAAAAAACGGUUUCUAAGGUAAAAAUACUUUUUCUUUUCAUACCAGCGCCUGCGUUCAACUCAUAGACAUUAGACAUAGUCUAUCAAACUACCGCUUUUACUAUUUUUGUUUAAAAAGCCUGCGCAAUUUGAAUGAGGUCUAAUUAUGCAAUUUGCUUAUUGCUCUGAGAAUACAUUACUGAUUUUAUGCUAAACUUGCAGUAUAAGUAAUUUUUGUAAUUGGUAUUUUGAAAAGAAAAAUAUAACAAGUGCAAAUAUGAUUCGGUUCACUGACGCUUGAUAGGCCAUCGGUUUUGCCUGAAUAAAUUUUACAAUUAUCUCUCAAUUUAUUUUAAAUACCAAUGUUGUUUCAAACUGAAACCUUGUGGUUUAUCAACCUGAUGAAAAAAUUUCGAUAGACCUUGUCACUGCAUUACAAUUUCAACAGCUGAACAGCUUUUGUGUAAAAAUGCUGCCCAAAAAUUUUACCCAAAAUACUCUGUUUAGUAUAUGCGUCAACUAAAUUAUUUAUUUAUUUUUGUUGAAUCGUAUUACAUAGAUGUUUAUUAUGAAAGUUUGAAUUUAAAUA